Molecule: messenger RNA, 1250 nt
Organism: Sipha flava (yellow sugarcane aphid)
Lineage: Eukaryota; Metazoa; Arthropoda; Insecta; Hemiptera; Aphididae
Exons: 3
Coding region: 363-725 (120 amino acids)
Source: RefSeq, a predicted model, not a curated record
AACGCGUGUGUUUAAAUGUUCGGAGGGGGAAGACAGGAGAAUCGUCGAUCAUCGGAGGGGAUGCGCACGGCUUUUGGCCAUAACCUUUGGGCAAGGGUACGACCGACUACGCGCGUGUCCCGACUUCCCUUCCCGGCACGUGCUCGUCACCUUUAAAUGCGUACGCCUAGGCCCAUUCGCUGUUAGUACAACGAUCGAAAAGCACCGGAUUCGAUUAUGUGAACCGUUGACCGUUUUCCACUCUACUUAUUUUUUUUUUUUUUCGUCGUUAUUGAAAUUAUUUCUUUCCAGAACGUACUCGUCUAAUUUUUUUUUUUUUUUGAUUUCAUUUAAUUUUUAACAAUAACAAAUAAUCCUUGGCCAUGGGGUGUGGAGGUUCAACGAUGCCCAUGCCCAUGCCAAACGAGGAGCUGAGCAAGUUGAGACUGGAAAUACCAUCACCUAUAGCAUUUAGCGUUCCGCUGACCGAAGAGGAAGAAAGUCUCGUGAAGAGACACCCGCCAAAGAGAUUUAGGAUGUUGGAAGGACAAAAAUCUCCACCGCUGACCAGCGAAGCACUGCAAGAGAAAUUGGCAGAGGCUGAACAGAGACGCCAACAGAUCCUAAACCAGAGGAUAGAGUCAGCCAAGACUCUGAUGAGACCCAGGUACAACAGCACCACCAACCAAGUAAAUGUUGACGAGAAGCUGACGGAGGACGAAGAAGUAAAGGACGAAGAGUCUUAAAACAUAACGUUUUUCUAAUACAAAUUUGAUCGGAUUAAAAAAUAAUAUCGUUAUUCUUUUAUUAAUUAUGUAUUUUUAUUACUAUAGUAGUUUAUAUUUUCGAGUACACUUUAAGCGGUGUUCCGUUCUGUAUUAUAUUGUACAAAGAAGUUUACGUAAACUACAAACAUAUUCAGUUCCUUUGCCGUGGAUACUGCUCGUAGAUUGUCAUAGUCCUUCCAACAUUCUCACAUCCUCAGUUCUCUUCAGCAUUUGAUUUUCAAACGCAUUUUUUUCAGUCGAGUUAACAUAUCUGACUCCUCAAUUUCCACAGUGUACAUCUAAGAAGUUAUAUAUAAGAAGGAAAUACUAAUAAUUUAAGACCAAUUUUAUUGAAUUCCAAAUAAUAAUAACAGUUUUAACAACCGAUUGCGGGGACGGAACUAGGUGGUGGAAAACAGGGAUUCAUCUCCGGGCGUAAAAUUUUAGAGGGUGUAAUUUUUGUAAUUAUUAACAACUGAUUUGAUAUUUUUUACUUUGUUAAAU